Messenger RNA from Spodoptera frugiperda (fall armyworm), 1764 nucleotides. Its product is annotated as cytochrome P450 4C1. NCBI's taxonomy places the organism in Eukaryota, Metazoa, Arthropoda, Insecta, Lepidoptera, Noctuidae. The transcript is spliced from 11 exons. The coding region runs from base 178 to 1662 and encodes 494 amino acids. The record is from RefSeq and is a predicted model, not a curated record. Gene Ontology annotation, molecular function: heme binding; monooxygenase activity; oxidoreductase activity, acting on paired donors, with incorporation or reduction of molecular oxygen.
UAAACCGGUCCUAAUCGUUGGGCCCGGACCAGCCUCAAUUAUAUUGUUUUUUUUAAACUCAAUUUAUAUAAAUUCAACGCUACGUUCAGAUAGAUUUUACUUUCAACUAAACGUCUGAACAACCCGACCAUGGGAAGGCAAAAAGGGUUAUUUGUUUUGGCCGGUUAUUAAGACACGAUGAUAAUCCUAGCGACAAUAUUCUUGGCGACAUGCGUCUUGUGGUUGUACUGGGCGGCUAAAGCCAGGCGCAUGGACAAAAUGACGGCGUCUCUUCCAGCGCUACCAACACUACCGCUUAUUGGAAACGGAUCCCUAUUCCUAGGAGACACGCAACAGAUCUUAAAAAAUCUAUGGACACUCGCAGAUUUGGCGUUCAAACAUAAGAACUCUGCGAAACUAUGGCUCGGCCCUAAAUUAUACGUGGCAAUCGGGGAUCCCGAAGACGCUCAAGUUGUUCUAGAAAACUGUUUAGACAAGGACGUAGUGUAUCGUUUCCUACGACCUUGGCUUGGCCACGGGCUUUUCGUAGCUCCGGUAAGUCUAUGGAAAGCGCAUAGAAAAGUGCUACUUCCAGUUUUCCAUAAUAAGAUAGUGGAAGAAUAUUUGGGCGUGAUUGCUGAGCAGGCUGAUGUGCUCAUCGAGCGGUUGAGUGAACGCGUCGAUGGAAAGCAGUUCGAUGUUCUCAAGUACAUCACUGCUUGCACCUUGGACAUCGUUUUUGAAACGGCAAUGGGUGAGCGUAUGGACGUCCAGCACUCCCCAGACACCCCCUACCUUCGGGCUCGGCACACUGUCAUGGAGAUCCUGAACAUGCGUCUAUUCAAGGUCUGGCUGCAACCAGACUGCAUCUUCAACCUCACUCCGUACGCUAAACAGCAGAGAGACAACAUUGAUCUCACUCACAAAUUCACUGAUGAGGUUGUCCAGAAAAAACGUUUGGAAUACGAAAGGAAGAAAGGUGAUCUGAAAGAGCAAAAUGAUGGCAAACUUCGCGCAGUCCUUGACUUAUUGUUUGGUAGAGAGAUCGAGUUCACGGACGAACAACUGCGGGAGCACAUUGACUCGAUCACCAUCGCUGGUAACGACACCACGGCGCUUGUCAUCGCAUACACGCUUGUCCUACUUGGGAUACACCAGGAUGCACAGGAAAGGGUGUUACUGGAACAAGAAUCAAUAUUUGGCGCGUCAACUCGAGGCUCGACAAAAGAAGAUUUGCAGCAGAUGCAUUAUCUCGAAAGAGUGAUCAAGGAGAGCAUGAGACUAUACACUGUAGUUCCAAUCAUCGCGAGGAAUAUAGACAAGGAUAUUUAUCUACCUACAUGUGGAGUAACAGUGCCAGCGGGGGCUGGUGCCGUAAUAGGAGCUUUCGCAAUCCACCAGUCGGCGGCGUGGGGACCCAAACCUGAAGUCUUUGACCCAGACAGAUUUUUACCUGAAAGGUCUAAAAACAGACAUCCUGCUGCCUUCCUGCCAUUCAGCUAUGGCUCCAGAAACUGCAUCGGACGAAAUUUCGGCAUGCUUAUAAUGAAGAGUAUAAUCUCCACCGUGGUGCGGUCAUACAAGAUAGAAGCGGACGAAAUUGGACCACUAAAAGUAGAGAUGUUGCUCUUCCCAAUCAACGGACAUCAAAUCAAAAUCAAACGGAGAACUUUAAUAAAAUAAAAUAAGAUAUUGUAUCUUAGGUAUUCUAGCGUAAACUGAAUGUAAAACUCAUUGUACAUACUUAGGACUCGUUAACUAACAAUAAAACAAUAUACCAACUAA